Messenger RNA from Fusarium odoratissimum NRRL 54006, 978 nucleotides. RefSeq lists its product as uncharacterized. NCBI's taxonomy places the organism in Eukaryota, Fungi, Ascomycota, Sordariomycetes, Hypocreales, Nectriaceae. The record is from RefSeq and is a predicted model, not a curated record. Bases 1 to 978 code for a protein of 325 amino acids. The transcript has a single exon.
AUGCAAGCUGCCUGGACGCAACUAUUCCCACCCAAGCCUAAUUUCACCGAAGACAAUGUUCCUUCACUAGAAGGCAGAGUCUUCAUGGUGACGGGUGGAACUAAUGGCGUCGGCCUAGAGCUAGUCAAUAUGCUGUACUCUAAAGGAGGCACAGUCUAUCUUCCAGCCCGGUCCGCCACCAAAGCACAGAAGACUAUCGAGACCAUGAGGGCGGCACAUCCAGAGAGUACUGGCAACCUCAAGACUCUUCACAUUGAUCUCAAUGAUCUUGCCUCCGUGGCAGUCUGUGCAUCAGUCUUCCUUGCGCAGGAGACUCGUCUCGACGUUUUAUGGAACAACGCGGGGAUUAGCGCCGCACCAUCAGACGAAGUUACUGCCCAAGGAUACGAGCCACAAAUGGGAAUAAACUGCUUGGCACCAUUCCUUCUCACCAAGCUCCUACUCCCUGUCCUAAAGCAAACAGCCAGCAGUAACCCCGGACCCUCGACGAGGGUUAUCUUCACAGGCUCGGGUGUGAUGGACAUGAUGGCCCCGCCUGGAGGUAUUCCACUGGCUAAGCUUACUCCUGGCAAACAAUCAAAAGACCCAACACAUAACUACACCAUUUCAAAGACUGGAAACUGGUUCCUCGCCUCUGAAUUUGACCGGCGUGUGCGAUCAGAUGGAAUCAUUUGCAUAUGCCAGAACCCAGGCAACCUCUCGACGAAUAUCUGGGACCGCGUGCCGUGGCAUCUCAGGGUACCGAACAAAGUCUUCUUGCACCCACCUAAACGAGGAGCUUAUUCGGAGCUCUGGGCUGGUGUUAGCACAGAGAUCAAGCUUGAGGACGGUGGUAGGUAUGGUAUUCCUUGGGGAAGAUGGCACCCGAGCCCUAGAAAGGAUCUUGUCCAGAGCUUGAAGACGAAAGAGGACGGUGGCAGUGGAAUUGCGGCGGAUUUUUGGGAUUGGUGUGAUCAACAGACAAAGAAGUAUGUGUAA